AUGGCCGACAGUCGGCGCCUGGCGCUCGAGCGGUGGCGCGCGGACCGACGGCGUCAGAAAGAGGGGCAGUUGCUCGCGCCCGCCGCCGCUGCUGCUGCGGUCGCAGGCGCUGUGCGGCGCGUCGCCACGCACCGGUUCGCGCGAAGCGCUGCCCCACUGCGGACAGCCUCGGGAAUGCGGGAGAGAGCGUCGACGACCGACCGACGAACGGCCGUCUCGCUGGCGCGCACGCGUGACGAGCGAGCGGAGCGGCGGUACGAGACGCCGGCCAAAGCGACGAGCGACGCGGGCGCAGAGACGGACCGCACGACGUCGGCCGCGUCUGUCGACAGUGCCGACAGCGGUCGGUCGUCGUCGGUCGUUUUUUCGACCGUUGCCAAGCGACGGCGACGACGGAGUUACAUCUCCCCGAGCGCUAAUGCGCCGUCGUUGGCGGGUGGCGCUCAGCGCGUGCGGACGCCGACGAGGCCGAUGGUGGACCAUGGGAGCGACGACGACGACGACGGCGGGAUGGACGGCGCCUCGUCUGAGGAACAGACGCGGGAAGUCGGGCUGGGACCGCGACGUGUGCAUGUGCGGGCGCACCAGAGCACGAGGGACACUGGUGCGGAGCUUUUAGCAGUGGUCGAUGAUUCAGUGCUGGAAGAAGAAGAAGAAGAAGAUGAUGAUGGACAUGCGACGUCGCGCGAGACGAUGUCGCUGGGCAGUAGUGGCACGGCACUGUAUUCGACUCGGGAUGGUGGUGGAAAACAGGACGAGUUUAAACGAGAUGCUGGUGUAGAAAUGCAGCAGUUGUCGUCUGAUCCCGCACUGCAAGUGAAGGAAGAACUACGGCACUCGCUCGUAUUGGGAAUGAAGGCUGCAAUCGAGGACGACGAUGGAGGUGCACGCACGAAAAUGGAGAGCUCAUGGUCCGAACAAAAGUUGUUCGAUUCCGACCAUGUUCCAAUGGACUCGGCGCAAGUACAUUUGGGGACCAGCAUUGACUCGAAGGCCUACCGUCGAAGUUUAUCCGGUCUUGCAUCACUCGACGACUCGAAGCACGUGCGGCCACUUAGCGAUCGAUUGGAAGGUAAUCCGAAAUGGGGUAUGGACGAUUUUAUUGUGACAAGAAACCUGGGUCAAGGCAAGUUUGGGAAUGUGUAUUUGGCCAAGGAGAAGUGCUCGAACGCUACUGUCGCUCUCAAGGUUCUAUUCAGGUCACAACUGACACGUGAUGGAGGACCAAGUAAUUUGAAGCGUGAGGUCGAGGUUCAUGUGCGACUGUCCCACCCCAACAUUUUGCGUAUGUACGGAUACUUCUACGACGAUUCGUGCGUGUACAUGUUGCUCGAGUAUGCGCCUUACGGGGAACUUUACAAAGAGUUGGCGAAAGAAAAGUGUUUCGCGGACGCUGUAGCUGCACAUUAUGUGGCUCAAGUGGUCGAAGCUUUGAAGUACUGCCACAGCUGCAACGUGAUUCACCGGGAUAUCAAGCCGGAGAAUCUACUGCUAGGAUACAAUAAGACCAUCAAGCUUGCUGAUUUCGGGUGGUCAGUACAUGCGCCCACACCAUAUAAUCUCCGAAGGACAUUCUGCGGGACUCCAGAUUACCUAAGCCCGGAAAUGGUGAUGGGGGAGCCUUACGACUACCGGACCGACUUUUGGAGUCUCGGUGUGCUUACCUACGAGCUGCUGGUCGGUUCGACGCCGUUUUACUGCGUAAAUCAAAUGGAGAUGUAUAAGCGAAUUCAACUCGUCGAUUAUCAUUUUCCGCCGAGCCCUCAGGUUUCCGAUCGUGCCAAGAGCUUCAUAGCAGGAUUGCUCAAACGGAAGCCAUGCGACCGAAUGCAAUUGGACGAUGCAUCCAAGCAUCUGUGGUUCCAGAGGCACCAUUCGACGUAA
Molecule: messenger RNA, 1884 nt
Organism: Hyaloperonospora brassicae
Lineage: Eukaryota; Oomycota; Peronosporomycetes; Peronosporales; Peronosporaceae
Source: the annotation of a GenBank genome assembly